ACAAUUUUCCAUCCUCUAAUUAGCCUCAGUACUCCACCAUUCCUUAUAUAAACCUUUAACCAUGCCAGUCCGAGCAAUCGCGGUGGGACGACACGAGGAGCUUAGCCACCCGGACACGAUAAAAGCCGGGGUGGCCGAGUUCAUCUCCACGCUCAUAUUUGUCUUUGCAGGGUCAGGGUCAGGGAUGGCAUUCAAUAAGCUAACAAGUGAUGGUGCAGCCACUCCUGCUGGCCUCACAUCGGCUGCUAUUGCCCAUGCUUUUGCACUUUUCGUUGCGGUUUCCGUAGGUGCUAAUAUUUCGGGUGGACAUGUCAACCCCGCGGUCACCUUUGGUGCCUUUGUUGGGGGUAACAUCACUUUGUUGCGUGGUAUUGUUUAUGUCAUUGCUCAGUUGCUUGGAUCCACUGUUGCUUGCUUGCUACUUAAGUUUGUCACUAAUGACAUGGCCGUGGGUGCAUUCUCGUUGUCCACAGGAGUUGGAGUAUCAAACGCAUUGGUCUUCGAGAUUGUAAUGACAUUCGGUCUUGUUUACACAGUCUACGCAACCGCAGUUGACCCAAAGAAGGGUAGUUUGGGAACAAUUGCCCCAAUUGCCAUUGGUUUCAUUGUUGGUGCCAAUAUUUUGGCUGGUGGAGCAUUCACCGGAGCAUCCAUGAACCCAGCAGUAUCUUUCGGGCCCGCUUUGGUGAGCUGGACCUGGGCCAACCACUGGGUGUAUUGGGUUGGGCCUUUGGUUGGUGGUGGUAUUGCUGGACUUGUUUAUGAGUUCCUCUUUAUUAACCAAACCCAUGACCAUUUGCCCACAUCAGCCUAAAGUUCAUAAAAAGUAAAAACGAACUUCUCAAAAUUACUCGUAUAAACAUAGUAUUUUUUUUCGGGUUUUUAUUGGUGCAUUUCUUUCGUUGGUGGUUGUUGAUAUCUCGACAAAUUGUAAUUUGUGGACAUUGGAUUGUGAUUUCUCCAUAUCGUUCUAAUGUUUUGUAAAUUUGCGGUUUCUGUUGUA
This is a messenger RNA of Erigeron canadensis, 1003 nucleotides long. RefSeq names its product aquaporin TIP1-1. Gene Ontology annotation, cellular component: plant-type vacuole membrane. The transcript is spliced from 2 exons. Gene Ontology annotation, molecular function: water channel activity. The record is from RefSeq and is a predicted model, not a curated record. The coding region runs from base 62 to 814 and encodes 250 amino acids. Gene Ontology annotation, biological process: transmembrane transport; water transport. NCBI's taxonomy places the organism in Eukaryota, Viridiplantae, Streptophyta, Magnoliopsida, Asterales, Asteraceae.